Linum tenue is the source of this 1093-nucleotide messenger RNA. Lineage: Eukaryota; Viridiplantae; Streptophyta; Magnoliopsida; Malpighiales; Linaceae. The record is from the annotation of a GenBank genome assembly.
AGAAAAAGGCCCACCCCAAUUCCCACCCCAGAAUGGCGGGAGCCCUAGGACUAGAAGAAGAAAGAAGAAGACGAGGAAGUGGCAGUGUGGCGCGGCAGCCCUUCUCAAUCUCAAGUCUCAACAAAGAAGAAGCAACGGCAGCGGAGAGGUAAACGAUGGAAGGGCCUCAUCAUCAGGCCGGCACUGCUGCUGGGGAGCAACCGCCGCCGUCAUCACCAUUGGCGGCGCCGGUGGCAUUUGCAGAAGCGAACCUACCGGAUGCGGAAGCACCUCAUGAUCAGGAGGUGGUGGGUGUGGAAGGAGAUGAUCAGUCGGCGGCUCAGACUGGGAACUGCAUUGAUGAUUUUCAUUCUGACGUUGAUGAUCCUCAAGCUUUUGAGAUGAUGAGAAGAGAUACCACCAAGAUUGCGAUAGAAGCUCUGGAAUUCUACAACAACAAGGAGGGUACCAACUUCGUGCUUCGGAAGCCCUUGCUCAGUGGGUGUAAUCUGUUUCCGGGCACGCUUGUCAUCCACGCCAACUUCACAGCCAAGAAUAUCGUCGACCCCGCUGUAUUGGAAAACAACUCUCCCAGUCAGCUGUUUUUCUCCGAGACACUCAAAGUCUACCGGCAGCCAACCCGCAUUCUCAACUGUCUCGUCAUAGAUAAGUGUAGUAGUGAUAUACGCACAGGUUGUGCGCAUUGUCCGAGCCACAUGUGUGACAGAAGUUUCUACCAUCCUCCAUUGGGAAAUUCCGACUAUGGUGAGGAUGAGGAGAAGGAUCAUGCAAGGUUUGAUUAUGACGAAUCAACGACUAGCUCUGGAUCAGAUGAUGAAUGACCUGAGAAGAAGAGUAGCACACAGCUGGAUCCCCUUUGCUUGCAGACAGGCAACAACUUGUAAUGGUAGUAGUAACUUGUAGUGGAAGGGAACCGGAUGAGGAACAACAAUGUGGACCAUUAAUCAUACUUACCUUGAAGUAUAUGCUCAUUGCUCCAUGUUCGUUUCAUGUAUGUGAUUUGGAGAAUGUACGUGCCGUUAACCAAUUAACAACGAAUUUGGACGAAAUUCGACGAAUAAGAUUAAAAAAACCAACAUAACACGGAGAAAGA